AUGAUUAUACAUACAUUGAAGGAUAGUUUAAAUCCUAUAAAUUUAAAAUUUGGUUAGGAAAAUUCUUCUGCAUUUUCAAUGAUAAUUUUUAAAAAAUUUUAAUAUUUGCCUCUUUUUUUUGUUUUCUAUGUCAAAUAAAAAUGGAAACUGGAUCAAAUGAGUUUGAAUCAAGGAAUUGUUUAAACGAUGGUGAAGAAAAUGUACAAAAUGAAAUAAACAAUGAAAAAAUAUCUGUUAAUAAAACGUCUAUUUGUUCUGAUACAUCGGAAAAAGAUACAAUUUCAAUAAAAGAUAAUAUUGUAACUUUUAAGAAACCAACUGUAUUAAUUGGUCCGAAACGUUCUGGAUCGAUACAUAAAAUUUCAAAAACAUCUCUUUCAACAGAUACGUGUUUACGUGAAAAUAGUGAUGAAAAUCAUUCAAAUCGUGACAAAUCUCAAGAACAUUUACAAGAUUGUUCAUAUAUAGAACCACCAUGGGGAGGAAAGCCAAAAGAAAACUAUAAAAUGGAAGUACUAAAAUCUGGUGUUAUUGUUGAAACAAUUUCACUCAAUGAACAAAGUUUUUAUGUUAUUGGACGUUUACCUUCGUGUCAUUUAUCACUUGCACAUCCUACUAUUUCAAGAUAUCAUGCAGUUUUGCAAUAUAGAUUAGAAGAAGACAAAGACAAUGAUAAAGGUUUUUAUGUAUAUGACUUAGGAAGUACUCAUGGUACUUUUUGGAAUGGAAGUCGUAUAAAACCUAAUAUUUAUGUAAGAAUACGUGGAGGUCAUAUGCUUAGAUUUGGUUGUAGUCAAAGAAAAUAUAUUUUACAAGCUCCACCAGAAGAUGUGGAAGAAGAAUCUCAAUAUAGCUUGACAGAAUUAAAGGAAAUGAGAGCAUCUCAAUUGCAAAGAUAUGAAAAAGAGAAAGCUGAGGAAUCCAUUGAAGACAAAGAAAGUGAAGGCAUUGAUUGGGGAAUGGGAGAAGAUGCAGAGGAAGAAACAGAUUUACAAGAAAAUCCUUAUGCUUCAUUUGCAGAUGAAGAUUUAAUUUUAGAAGAUCCUAAAAAAACUCUAAGGGGGUGGUUUGAAAGAGAAGGUUAUGAUCUUCAUUAUCAAGUAGAAGAAAAAGGAUUUGGACAAUUUCUAUGUUGGGUAGAUCUUCCUACUGAAGAUAUUGUUGGUCAUUCAAUGAGAGCUGAAGCUCUUGUUAAAGGCAAGAAGAAAGAAGCAGUUAUACAAUGUGCACUCGAAGCCUGUAAGAUAUUGGACAGAUAUGGAUUAUUAAGGCAAGCAAAUCAUGAAGCAAGAAAAAGAAAAACAAGAAAUUGGGAAGCAGAAGAUUAUUAUGAUUCGGAUGAAGAUAAUUUUUUAGAUAGAACUGGAUCAAUAGAAAAAAAACGUGAACAGAGAAUGCGAUUAGCUGGAAAAUUAGAGCAAAAAGUAGAAACAUAUGAUUCAUUACUUGAAAAGCAUAAGGAAGUUACAGAAAAAAUAACACAUUUAUCAACUUCAAUUCAAAAUUGGCAAAAUGUAAAUACUACAAAAAUUGAUACAACUGAAGAGGAUGCAUUAGAUGCUUUUAUGUCAAGUUUAAAUUCGUUUGCUUUAACUAAAAAUGAUAUUGCUAAAAUGAAGUUGGAAUUACAAAAUCUUCAAAAAGAAGAAUCAAAUUUAAUUAAAUUAUUAAACUUGACACAACCAGCAAAUUUACCCACUCUUUCUUAUUCUAAUACAAAUUAUAGUACAGAUGCAGAUAUGACUGUUAUAAAAAAAAUACCCUCUGAAACAAAGAAACUUCAUCACAAUUCAUUAAUUCGUCGUAAAAAGGAAAAACAAACAAAUCAACACGAAAAUACACUUAGUAAAUUACAUGUUGAAAACAUAACAGUGGAAACAGAAUGUAUAGAAGAAGUUGAUAGUGAUGAUGAAUCAACUUCUAAUUCAUCUCAUAAUGAAUUAUGUAACAAAAAUGUUGAAUUGCAACGAUCUAAUAAUACUAUUGUUACUGAUAAAAAUGAAUCUUCUGAGAAACAUGAGGAACAGCACAAGCAUAAAACGCAAAAAGCUCAAGUAACAAAGAAACAUCGACAAAAGCAACAAAAAAUAUAUUGUGACCAAGAUACAGAUAAUUAUUCGACAUGGAUUCCUCCAUCGGAUCAAGCAGGAGAUGGAAAAACAAGUCUCAAUGAAAAAUAUGGUUACUAAAAUUCAAUUUGAUUAAUAAUAUGUUAACUGGAUAAUA
This is a messenger RNA of Apis mellifera (honey bee), 2226 nucleotides long. Its product is annotated as kanadaptin. The record is from RefSeq and is a predicted model, not a curated record. Lineage: Eukaryota; Metazoa; Arthropoda; Insecta; Hymenoptera; Apidae. Gene Ontology annotation, molecular function: mRNA binding; protein binding. The transcript has 6 exons. Bases 141 to 2189 code for a protein of 682 amino acids.